Messenger RNA from Chenopodium quinoa (quinoa), 516 nucleotides. RefSeq lists its product as uncharacterized. The coding region runs from base 1 to 516 and encodes 171 amino acids. NCBI's taxonomy places the organism in Eukaryota, Viridiplantae, Streptophyta, Magnoliopsida, Caryophyllales, Amaranthaceae. The transcript has a single exon. The record is from RefSeq and is a predicted model, not a curated record.
AUGGGAGAUUCUAGAGCGAAUUCUACGAAUUCUGGCAUGAAUUUCAAUGAUCCUUACUACCUUGCUAAUGGAGAUCAUCCAGGUAUGCAACUCGGAUCUCAUGUGCUUACUGGUGCAAACUUCAUUAAUUGGAGUAGAACUGUUAAGAUGGCUUUAAUUGCUAGGAAUAAGCUUGGAUUUGUUGAUGGAAGUACUCCUAUGCCUGAUUCUGAUAGUUUAGAUUACCAAAAAUGGUUACGAAAUGAUUACAUGAUAAUGAGUUGGUUGCUGAAUUCAAUGGAUAAGAAUUUAUCUGAGAGUUUCUUGUUUGUUAAUUCUUCUGCUCAAUUGUGGAAUGAAUUGAAGGAGAAAUUUGGUCACUCGAAUUUGCCUCAGUUAUUUGAUUUUCAUAGGAGCUUAACUUAUAUUCAGCAAAAUGAUGCAUCUAUUGCUGAAUAUUUUGGGAAUCUGAAAAAAGAAUUUGGGAUCAACUUCAGAUUCUUGAAGGUUUUCCUGAUUGUAGUUGUGGUGCUAUGA